Mizuhopecten yessoensis (Yesso scallop) is the source of this 470-nucleotide messenger RNA. RefSeq lists its product as uncharacterized. The coding region runs from base 57 to 449 and encodes 130 amino acids. The transcript is spliced from 3 exons. Lineage: Eukaryota; Metazoa; Mollusca; Bivalvia; Pectinida; Pectinidae. The record is from RefSeq and is a predicted model, not a curated record.
GAAGUCCCGACUGUCAGAACUACACCUGUUCUGGAACCAUAAGGUAAUCACCUAUCAUGUGGAAGGAAAUAGCUGUUAUCCUGGGAGUGUGCCUGGUCCUGGUUUCUGCACGGACGAGCUGUACCGGAGAUACCGAAUGCGGGAAAGGAGAGUGUUGUUACUACCAUGAAGGACCCAUGAUCAUGAGUCGUAAAAGGCAGCUCGCCCAGAUGUCACUGCCACAGGAUCUGAUGAUGAUGCACCAGGGAGGUUACUGUGAACGCUACAAGCUUGUGAACGAGACUUGCAGCGUGUUUGGUAAGAUUAAUGGCCACUGCGAAUGUAGCCCAGGGCUGUCCUGUCAGUUCGUGUCGUCUGGACCCUCUAUCUUAAGUCCUGAUGCUAUUGUUGCCAGCAAGAGGGGCAUGGUUUACCAAGGACCCGGCAGUUACUUGUGUGUACAGCACUGAAUAAACACUUGAUUCAAACAA